UAGCUAAAAUUCUCCCUGUUGGUUGGUUUUAGUGGUAGCAGAUUCAAGUGUACGCAAGCAAGAUGGGUUUUUCAAUUGUACUUAGAAAUGCACUCCAGGUCAUAGUGGACGACUCUGUGAUUCCUGCCAUCGAUGAGUUCAUCCACUGUAUUCCAGAAGGAGAGUGGGAAGAUCUGGCAUCUGGAUGUCCAGAUGAAAGCAUCAGAGAACGGAUAGCAGAUCUGGUGCACUACCUGACACAGGUCUGUUCAGAUGUGGUUUUGGACAUCAAGAACUUCCAAUACGACUACAGAGAUUUGAAAGCCAUAAUGGGCAACAUAAUUUCUCAGGCUUUCGCUCGAGUCCUGGGCAUCGAAGAGGACUUCCAGACAGAGAGUACGGAGAUAUUUAACAUCCUUUUCUUAAAACAUGUCAUCUCAGCAGCCACAUCUCCUUUGGACAAAGAAGACCCCUCACAGUGGCUGCAGGUGAGAGUAAGAUUCAAUUCUUUGAUCCAACACGUCACCAUCUUGAUCCAGGAACUUCUGGAAAUGAGGAGAAAAAUCGAAGAGCUGAGAAAGUCAAAACUUUCCUCAAAGAAAUUCUCAGGCAUUCCAGAGGAUGGAGUGUCUGAGGAAGACAGGAAAGACGCAGUUCGGCUUUUCGUGAAGCUCUUAAUGUCUAGAAGCAUCAAGAAGGCAAAGAUAUCGUGCUUUCCUGAUCACCUGGAAGCCACGGAAGAACGAAUUGUGGGGAAAAUCUGGACGAAGGUUGAGACACAGGAAUUUCAGAUUAAACAGAAAUGCAUUCCUAGUCUGUGCCACCAGGUUUUCAAGAGCAUCACUGAAACCAUAGGUUGCUCCGCUGGAAGGACGCUGGCUCUCAUCGAACAUAAUUUAGUCGACAACGUAGUUGUGUCAUGUUUUGAACAUGAACUGAAGAAGCACCAGAAAAAGAAACACAAUUCUUUCAGAAGAUUCUUUUCUCGUGCCAUGAAAACUUUGACACACAAUUUUACUAAAUAAGAGACCUGGAGAAGAACACCAAGAGGAGGUUGUUCCUCUGAAGAUAGCAGUGAGAGUACAAAUGAUUACACAUUUCAAGGCUCCAAUGCUAAGAAGUUAGAGGUAAUAUUUGGUACAUCUUUGACAUAAAUGUAUUUCCACCUGGAAAGACUCGCACACAGUGAAAGUAAGUUUACGAAGGAGGAGCAUGACAAGGUGACUGGCUGGACUGGUGAGAUGAAGAGUUUUCCAGUUUGAAUUUAUGCUCAGGCUUCAUUUUGACCAGCAGAGAGAAAGUGGCUAUUAGAAAGUUUAUUUGACAGAUGAUCUUUGGUGCUUGGACCCCGGCAGAAGACGUGUCUCUGGUAACCUCCGUCAGAGAGGAUGACCUGCCGCGGAGAAGGAUUAGAGACGUCUUUCCCCCUAAAAUCAAAUAAAAGAGGGGACCGGGACCGAGCUAAGGUCGGAAGAAAUAAAGAAUGCUUGAGAAGAUGACCAGGCAAAAAGACAAGCGUACCUGCAGAGAAGAAUAGGUAGAGACUGCUUGAGAAUCGAAAGGGAAGAAAUGGGCUGGAUGAGCCUGCAAAGGUGAAGGAAAGGACAGUAAGUGGGUGCCUGCAGAAUAAUAAAUAGUACGUGAAAAGCUGAGAUGAUGAUAAUGGCAAAGGGACAAUGAUGCCAUCGAGGGCAUAAGGAGGGUGCAUGUAGAGAUGUCAGUAGGGCAGUGUUUCUCGGUUCCAGUCCUCAGGCCCCUAUGCCCUGCAUGGUUUAGGUGUUUCCCUUCUGCCACACACAUGGAUUUAAUCUGUGGGCGAUUAACAGACUUCUGCAGUACUUGAUGGCUGCAGAAGAGGUCAUGAAAUCAUUUGGGUCAGCUGUUCUGGAACAGAGGCAGAUCUGGAACAUGCAGAGCGGCGGAGGGGCCUGGGGACUGGAAUUGAGAAGCACUGCACAAAAGUGACAUUAUAAU
Xiphophorus couchianus (Monterrey platyfish) is the source of this 1953-nucleotide messenger RNA. RefSeq lists its product as uncharacterized. The coding region runs from base 63 to 1004 and encodes 313 amino acids. NCBI's taxonomy places the organism in Eukaryota, Metazoa, Chordata, Actinopteri, Cyprinodontiformes, Poeciliidae. The transcript has 3 exons. The record is from RefSeq and is a predicted model, not a curated record.